AUGUAUAAAAGUAUUACAGUGUAAACUUUGCCUCCUGAAUAAAUUCGUUAAUUCCAAGUAUUAUUGACUUUCCAAUACGUCAAAAACCUAGUGGAUAAAUGUGCUGAAUUCCUUCAAUACCAAGUCCAACUUUUUUAGGAUAAAGAAUGUAAAUACGAGAUUGACUCAUAAUUAAGCCUUUAAUAAGCAAAACUUAAUAAUAUUAUUUUUGCAAAAAGAAUUCACUCAGAAUCAGCUUCAUCUUAUUAUCCUAAAGUAAUAUGUUGGUUUAAAUAAAAUGGAGUUGAAUUAAGUUAAGGAGUAAUGUUAAGUUCAGAUUUUACAUUUGAAGAAGUAAUAUAAAUGAAUUUUCUAGGUAUUGCAUGAAGCUAAAUAAAAAAAUAUUAUACAAUCAAUACCACAAUAAAUCAAAGUUACAGAUAUUAACUAAACUAAAACUUUAGCAACAAUGAUGGAAAUGUAAAUGUGUAAACUAAUAGAUUCCAAAGAAAUAGAUCCUCAAUUACUAAUACAAUUUGAUACAAUUAAUUUUGCAUCAUAAUUCUCAAAUUAAUCCAAACUUAUACCUCAAAUUUAAUUAUAAUAAUACUAAGCUCAACCAAAAACUAAUUAGAUUGCUUUAUCUAAUGUUAAUAAUUAACAAUUCAAAUUCAUUUAACCAAAUCCUUAACCAUUUAUGCAAAAAUAAUUAUUUAAUAAGUUUUAACCUAUUUACAAUUUUGAUAAUCAAAUAAAUUAAUAAAACUCAAGAAUAUAACCAAAUUCACUUAAUUUAGGAUAUUCCAAAAAUAUUAUAACUAAUCCUUUUACUCCUAAUUCAAAUGGAAAUCUCUUAAAUUUUAAUUAAAAAUAACCUUAAUAAUAAUUAUAAAUUAAUAAUAAAUUGCAUUUCAAAGAGAAUGAAACAAUUAAAUAAUUAGAAAAUACUGCUAUUAAAAGUGUAGAAUAAAUGAUAACAAUUGGGAAGUUUAAUUUUUAAAUUAAUUAAUAAGGAGAUUUUGUAGCAUAUUAAUGUAGUUCUCCCUAAAUAUCUGGUUAUUUUUUAUAAGUUAAAGGCAAAAAAGGUACUUUAAAAGAUGAAAAAUAGUUUAAAUGGGAGAAUAAAUUUGGUGUCUAAAUAGCUGAUAAUCUUGGUAAAGGAUUUAUAAUUAAAUGGAAAAACAAUACAUAUAAUUCUUUAAUAACAUAUUUUUAGUGA
Molecule: messenger RNA, 1198 nt
Organism: Paramecium primaurelia
Lineage: Eukaryota; Ciliophora; Oligohymenophorea; Peniculida; Parameciidae
Source: the annotation of a GenBank genome assembly